Molecule: messenger RNA, 591 nt
Organism: Ricinus communis (castor bean)
Lineage: Eukaryota; Viridiplantae; Streptophyta; Magnoliopsida; Malpighiales; Euphorbiaceae
Exons: 1
Coding region: 1-591 (196 amino acids)
Source: RefSeq, a predicted model, not a curated record
AUGUCCAGGUAUGCGAAGUUCUUAAAGGAAAUCCUUAGCAACAAUAAGAAGUUAGAGGACUUGGCGACCGUGACCCUAAAUGACGAGUGUUCGACUAUACUUUGGGACAAAUUGCCAGAGAAGAAGUGUGAUCCAAGGAGUUUUACUGUCCCUUGUGUGAUUGGUGAUUUGACAAUUAGCAAUGCCUUAGUUGACUUAGGAGCUAGGAUUAAUUUAGUGCCAUACAGUUUGUUUACCAAGUUGGGGCUAGGUGAGACGAAACCCACUAGGAUGAGCAUACAGUUCGUUGAUAGGGCUGUUAAAUAUCCUAGGGGUAUUGUGGAGGAUGUACUUGUUAAGGUUGACAAAUUUAUAUUUCCCGUUGACUUUGUGAUCAUGGACAUGGAUGGUGAGAGUAAUGUACCUUUAAUUCUAGGUCAACCUUUUGUUGCAACGUCUAGGGCUAUUUUAGAUGUUUAUAAUAGGAAGCUUGAACUUAGGUUAGGGGAUGAAAUUGUCACUUUUGAUUUGAAUAAUUCUAUGCGACAGUCCUUAGAUCAUGAUGAUACUAUGUUUGAUUUACUUGAUGAUGUUAUUGAUGCACAAUUUUAG